AUUUUCGCGGCCGGUUGCCGAGGCUGGUUCGGUGCCAGAGCUCUCCGGCGCGGCGGGUGUGAGGGGCCGCCCCGGUUCCCCUGGCUCCCCGCCGCCUGCACAAACCGGGGAAGGUAGAAAUACCGCUCGGAGGGCGUUUCCGAGCCGUGCCCGGCGCUGUCCGGGGAGGACGGCCGUUGCCUUGCGGGGCAGAGGCAGCCCGCUGUCGGGGCGGGACGCGUGACAGCCCGGGGUUCCGCCGCUCAGCCCGCAGACAUGGAAUAUCUGACAAAGAAAAAUACUUUCUGUCUUCGAAAUAAAGUGCUUUGGCGUUUCCGCACAGCGGUGUAACUGUCUUGCGUAAAUAGGCGCUUGCUGCUAAUUAGCGACGCGGAGAGCGGCUGGUGGGUGCAGUUGGUAUUUAUAGGGCUGCGCUGUCGGUCGUCUCCUUAGGCUGGCACAAGUAUGGUAGCUCGGCGGCAGGGUAUAAAUAAGACUGAAGCUCAGAUUCGGGCUCAGCAUCCGAUGUCUCACACGGGAGCGGGAGCUAAAUCUGACAGGAGGGGUGCCACUGGCACCCGGUCGGAGGGGAGGGACGGGGACUGUCAGCUUCGCGCAAGCCGGAGGGGAAACAACUGAGCUGCUCGAGGGCUCGUGUUUCAGGAGCUCCUGCAUCUCCACGGGACUUUUAGUCGGAGUGGGUCUGUGUACGUGCAUCUGUGCCGGUGGCGGCAGUGGGUAGGAAGCCCCUGAUUCCCGAGGGGUCCUGUGCCAGCCUUGUCUCUGGCGCCGCAGGAAGCAUGCCCUAGUUCUGCACGGAUGUGCCAGCAACCACCAUUUCAGCCAUGUUCUCCCAGUCCUGGUGCUGUCUUCCGUUGUGCUGCCUUACCAGGUGAAAAAAACUACAUUGGAGUUUUAUCUCGCUGUCACAUCCUUUCAAGAACACACUAUGCUCAGGACACGAUACUUACUGUCCUGUUGUACAAGAUUUGCAUUUCCUUUUCCCCAGAGCACAGACCUCUCCGUUGCCCUCCCUAGCCACUUCCAAGUUUGUGCAAGGUUAGAGUGGCUUCCAGAACAUCAUCAAGGAAGCCCUCCAUAAAACUGUUCAGGUCGAGCACCUUCCUCAACACCAUUCCCUUGUUCUUCAGCAACAGAAGAAAACAAGACCUUUUUGCCCAUAACAUCAGUAUAGACACAUGCAAGUGUGGUAAUCCUAAAGUGCAUCUUCAGGAUUCAUUUCAGAUGAAUAAACUUAAUCCCAUCAAAAAGAUCAAGCCCUUUCUUUGAAGAAUUGAACCCUCAAAUAGCAACCAGCUCCAUUAAAGGGAGGUGGAACAAAAUUUUGGACAGUUACAAAAAUACAUCAAAGGUUUAUUUUCCCUGUGAAUAUCUACAAGAGUUUCCUCUGUGUGUUAAUUUGUUACACUGAUGGGAUAUCCCUUGCAAUCUAUUAACUUCAAAAGAUUAAAGGGAGGCUGGUCAAGUUCCCUGUGCCAAGUCUGAAGCGUUACAGUAUUUUUCUUAAUGCAGCAUGCAAGCUAUAGAAGUUGAAUACAAACCCUGUGCUGUCAAACUAACUUAAAAACUGGUAUCCACCACACCCCUUUUGGAUGGACUCGUUGAGAGUCUAUCUGGUGUUACCAUGGAGGAAACUAAAAUCCUGCGUGUUGGUAAAUGACCUGGAGGAUUAUGUCCUGUAUCAUCCCCAAGAGCAAAGUUCUAAUGGCCCAGUGAAGAAGUCUAUGCGAGAGAAGGCUGUGGAGCGCAGGAACGUUAAUAAGGAGCACAACAGUAACUUUAAAGCAGGAUACAUUCCAAUUGAUGAAGACCGUCUCCAUAAGACAGGCUUACGUGGCAGGAAAGGCAACUUGGCCAUCUGUGUGAUUGUUCUUCUUUUUAUUUUGGCUGUCAUCAAUCUGAUUAUUACACUAGUUAUCUGGGCAGUGAUUCGAAUCGGUCCCAAUGGUUGUGACAGUAUGGAGUUCCACGAGAGUGGCUUGUUGCGGUUUAAGCAAGUUUCUGACAUGGGCGUUAUACAUCCAUUAUAUAAAAGCACUGUAGGAGGCAGACGUAAUGAAGAUUUGGUGAUCACUGGAAAUAAUCAGCCUAUUGUAUUUCAGCAAGGAACAACCAAGCUUAGUGUGGAAAAAGACAAAACAUCAAUCACCAGUGAUAUUGGCAUGGAAUUUGUUGACCCACGGACACAAAAUACCUUGUUCAGCACAGACUAUGAAACUCACGAGUUUCAUUUGCCAAAUGGAGUUAAAAUCUUGAAUGUACAGAAGGCCUCUACAGAGAGGAUUACCAGCAAUGCAACCAGUGAUCUAAACAUAAAGGUCGAUGGCCGUGCUAUUGUCCGUGGCAAUGAAGGUGUUUUCAUCACAGGCAAGACCAUUGAGUUUCGAAUGGGGGGUAACAUGGAACUUAAAGCAGAAAACAGCAUUAUCCUGAAUGGAACUGUGAUGGUCAGCCCAUCGCGACUGCCAAGUUCUUCUUAUGGGGAACAGUUUAAUAACGGCAACUGGCUGCGUUUCAAGCUCUGUAUGUGUGCAGAUGGGACACUGUUCAAGGUUCAGGUGACAGGUUAUAACAUGGGUUGUCAGACUUCUGUCAAUCCGUGCGGAGCCACGCACUAAAACGCAAACCACUACCAGGAGAGUUCUCUUUUGUGUUUACAUAUAUUUGUAUGGAGUAAUUGCAUGCUUUAAAGGAUUUCUGUUUUUACAGCAGUUUAUACUAACAUUUACUACAUAAUAUUUUUAAGCAGAGGCUGUUACACUCAGCAGUAUUAUGUCAUCAUCCUGUUAGCUGGAAUAGUGGCACUGAUUUAGGAAGCUUUCAGGCUACGUGCAUACUGAAGCACCUUCUGAAUUGGGAUUGGUAGAAUAUAUUUAAAGAGCGUGAUCUCAGCAACCACCGUGACUGCCUUCAGUGCCUUCAGAGGAGGUUUUUGUCCUACAUCCCAAGACCUUGAGGGCUGCUGAGAACACAACUGCAAUGUGAAGUACUUUGACAGAAAUGUCGAUUUGAUGUUGGAAGUGGAUUUGCCUAGGAUGGCUGAAGUGACAGAUUUUUGUCUUCUCUUCAUUUUUUGCCAAAGGCUGAUAUAAUGAUUUCCCCCAAAAUUACGUGGUUUACCAUAUGUGGAGAAGGAGAGAGGUAAUGGCAGAUUAAUUUUUAAAUAUUGCAUUAAUUGUCUAUAUUUUCAUGUAGUUAAGACCAAAUAAUACUAGCAUAAAUAAUAUUUGCAAAGUAAUAUUGAGUGCGGAAAUGUAACAUCAAUUUUGAAAUAGUCUUGCGAAUAUUGGAGUGUUACUUGAGCUCCCAUUCUAUCUGUGCAAUUUAGGCAUUCUACAGUUGUUUAAUUUAUGUAAAGUAUUUAUAAAACGUGUUUAUAUUCAAAGUACAUUUUUAAAGAUGUACUUAUAGCCUGCUCACUACCCAAAAAAAGGAUUUUCCUGGGUGCUUUAAUGUGAACAAUAUAUGAAUCUAUUAUUCAACAAAUAAUAAUCUAAAGCAUGACCGUUACAGCAGUGUCUGAGAUCAGAUCUCUUUUUCCCCACAAAUGUCAGUACUGAUGCAUUACUGAGAAACUCAGAAUUAACUUCUGAAGUUAAACUGCAGGUCUGUAAUUCUAAAGGUGAUGGUAUUGGAUUCUGUAACAGCAGAGUAAAUACAUGUGUAUGUGAAUUUGUCAACAGUGAAACUGUGUCUAUGGUGAACUGGGGCUGUAUAGAAACUGUUACAGCCUUGUAACUGCUUUUGCAGAGGUAAGGUGUUAUGUACUUCAAAUAGACCAGCUCACUGUAAGAUUCCUUCUUUCCCCACCCCAUGUAGUUCUUCAGUUUAAAAUAGUUUAGUUUUGUAGUAGCAUCAAGUCAUCUUAAUAAUGGAGGCCACAAAGGUGACUUUGCAAGUACCUUUUUGACAAGUUUUUCUAGGUAAGCACAUACUUCUCUUCCUAAAAGUUGUGCAAAUGUUACACAUUAACUCCAGAACUGGUCAUUUGUUACGGGGAGAUAAACUAUCUACCCUUGGUUUAUAGCUCUCAAAGUACGUAGAAUUCCACAAAAUAAAAAUCAGCUCCUGCUGCAGCAAGAAUUUCGUAUCCAAGGUCCCAAUUCCUGUAUUUACUAGAAGUCAGUAAGUCCUCAUGCAGAGUGCGUAGGGCUGGAAGUGGUUUCUAGCAGGGGAUCCUCAGGGCAGGCAUUACACCACACAAGAGGUCAGUGGGGUCACGCUUCCCUCACUGCUCGAAGGCAGAGCCAGAUUUCGCUGCUCAGUAGUUGUUGGGAUUUUGGGGGCAGACAGCAGUGGAGCUGUUCUAACAGAAUCAACAGAAUAAAAUGUAGCAAAAGCCACUGAAUUGCUCACAGUAAAGGUUAUGGGAAAGUACUAACAUUUGCAUACUGCCUUCAUGAACUUCAGUUUUACUAGAGCUAAUAUUUAUUAACCACUUUAACACACAUUUUGCUGAAAACACACAGACGUGCUUGCUACUAAGUAGUGCCUCAAUUAGUACCUCUUACAGUUAAGAGGAGGAAAUUAACAUUUUCAGAAUUUUCACUCUCAUGAUAAUGGAAGUUUGUUACUUUAUUUUUGUAUAUGUAAAGAUAUAUAUAUAUUUACACACAUAAAAAUAUAAGCAGCAGUAUCCUCAAAGCUGAAAAUGAUCUUGAAAAUGACAGAUACUGCCUCAGUUGAAUAGAUUACACACACAAAGAGCAUAUUAAAGCUCUUCUCUAGUUAAUACUGACAUGCCUAUGUGCUAGUAUUGAAUUCUUGUAAUUAUCAAGAGUUCUUUUUUAAAUACUGUAUGCAACAUAGCUGAGAGAUUUGUCACAAAGGUACUCUGAAAUCAUGGUCUGGAGAAUCGUUUUUGAAUUGUAGAUUUUUUGUCAAAACAUAGCAAAGCUGAUCAUACAAAUACCAAAUGGAAUAAAUUAUCAAUUUGUUAGCCACUUUUUAUGUAUUCUUAAUAUCUUUUGUUGCCUUCACUACACAGUUUCAGAAAUGUUGGCACCACAUAUGCCUCAUGUUGUGCAUUUAUUUGCCGGUUAUCUUCUAACCGCCUAAGGCACAUUUUUCUACACAUAUUUUAAACAUUGUGCAGCACAUUAUUUAUUUCAAUCCCACAGAUGCACUUAAGAUUCUGGGUGUUUCAAGUACAUUCUACAUGACUCUGUAAAAUACCAUACUGGGUGUGUUGAAACAACUUAUGUGUGAAGAGUUCUCAGCAUAUGUAAAGGUUGUAAAGGUGGCGGCUGUUUCAAUAGGUGAAAGACAGUUGAAUUUCUAAUCUUUGUUUUGAAAUGAAACAAUAAAUUCGAAGAUGCA
Messenger RNA from Tyto alba (common barn owl), 5319 nucleotides. RefSeq names its product sarcoglycan beta (gene SGCB). Gene Ontology annotation, biological process: muscle organ development. The transcript has 6 exons. The record is from RefSeq and is a predicted model, not a curated record. Gene Ontology annotation, cellular component: sarcoglycan complex; sarcolemma. The coding region runs from base 1593 to 2618 and encodes 341 amino acids. Lineage: Eukaryota; Metazoa; Chordata; Aves; Strigiformes; Tytonidae.